This is a messenger RNA of Spirodela intermedia, 7118 nucleotides long. Lineage: Eukaryota; Viridiplantae; Streptophyta; Magnoliopsida; Alismatales; Araceae. The record is from the annotation of a GenBank genome assembly.
AUGGGUCGUCGAAUCGUCUCCAGCGGCUGUCACCCGGCAGAGCGGAAAAACGACGACUUUGCAGCUCUCCGAUGGCUGUCACUUGACGGAGAGGAGCUGGAUGGAGGUGGGGCACGUGUCAGGGAGCUUCAUCCUCAGGUCCGCACAGCAAAAGGAGGCUCUUCAUUGCAUCUGGUACGCUCUCAGGAGGUGGCGACUCGUCUCCCGGUAGAUCGUCCUCUUCCCGACGACGGCUUGUUCGUCGAUUAAUCAGAGAUGAUUUACUCGAUGAAUUCGCGAUCCUUUUAUCGUGAAUCCUUCAGCAAUUUUAGUAACAUUGCUCCGCGAAUCGCGUUGACGAGAUUUUCGCCGAUGAUCCAGCGAUUCUAGUUGCUUAAUCCUUCACUGGUGAUCUGCAGGAAAGUCACGAUAAUUAGAUAAAAAUAUGAGUUUUGGCUCUAGGAGGAUUCGAACCCGCGCCAGUUGCCCCGCCUCUUCUGAGGAAGGUGACGAGUUUAGUCCCACAUCAGUUGUGCGCCGAAUUUUUGGGCGAAUAUAUAGUAAUGUUACAUUUCUAAGCAAAGUCCCUUUCUCGCGCAUGUACGAUCACUCCUUGCCCCAUAGUUGGCUGGCCACCGGUGACGUGGAAGGGGAGUGGCGUACACGUGCCUCCAUUAGUUUAAGCCGCUCGAGCCCCUGCUCACGGCUCAUGCCUGACUGUGCUUCCGACCUGCUUGCGGGCCUGGCUGGCCGGCGGGUCCCCCUGAUUUUGCUACAUUUUUAUUUUAAUUUCUUUUCCUUCAUUUAUCUCAAAAGUAAGACUAUAAAAAUCGUAUAAAAUCACAUAAUUACCCAAAAAUUCACGUUAAUCAAUUGAAAACCACUUUUCACACUUUAACACAAAUAUAAGUCUAUUUAUCAUGAGUUGAGGCUAAAACUAUAUUAUUUACUAAUUAUUAACUCAUGAUAAUGAAGACUUAUCACCUAGCACUAGGAGGAGCCAAUUGUGAACCAUCAGAGCCACAACAAACCCAUCGACUGAUGGCAGCAGAGGAAUCUAUUGAAACCCAACCUCAUCGGUGGUGGAAAUUUCUGAUAUUUUUUGACUCUAACCUAGAAGGAUGGGUCUAUUAUGUGGAGCUAUAUUUCUCCACCUACUGACUGACAACACCCAAACAACUAGUAGAGGCAUGUCAUAGUAUGAGAGUGAAAGCCCUCUAUUGGCUCUAAUGGGUUAAAUCUCAUCAAACAUUCCACAGUUAGGAAGAUCUGAAAUAUUGACUAUUAGAGCAUUACAGAGACAAGUAUUUCAGCUCCCUUUGCCAAUAGUUCCUUGAACUCAAGUAGAUAGACUCGGUAGAGGGCUAUCGUGAAUAACUUGAAGUCAUGUUUGGUGUUCUUUGUGACAUACUAGAUGUCAUAUUAGAAGGAAACUUUUUCAAGGGCCUGUGAUGGGAGAUUCAAGCUAAAAUUAUCGUUCUCAACCCAUAAGGAUUAGAGGUGAUAAUGAGGAUGGCCCAAAGGAUAGAGACCAAACUACUAACAUUGACUAACAUGGGAUGACUAUGGUAGGGUAGAGGGCCGGAGAGAGGCCUUCGGUGUACGACAGGUGCCAACAACAUGUUCCGUCAACUGGAGUGAGCAAUCGAGAAGGAGGAUAGGGAUCUAGCCCAACCAUUGUGGGUGCUCCAGCCCUCAUAGGUGGUGGACCUCCGGUAGAUCGUUGACAGCACUUACACCUCACGGCGGCAGAAAUCCAGGUCUGAAGGGCCUAAGGCAUGUGUUUCCAUUGCGAUGAGAAGUUUGUGCCAAGCCAUUAGUGCAGAUGUGAAUUGAAUAUCCUAUUCAUGUUAGCUGACUCUAACUACCUACAAGACGACAAAAAAGAGGAGGAGCUCUCUUAGGACACCUCUUGGAUGAUGGUGAGAUCAUCUAGCUUGAAGUUGCCCUCCACUCACUCGCAAGCCACUCAAAGAGACGGUCCAAGGACGAUUGGUCUCUACCUUGCUCAACAUGGGGUGACAUUCAACUUUAUUAGCAAUCGCCUGGUUCACGAGUUGUAGCUACCCAUCAUUAAGAUGACAUGAUACUAGGUGACCACCGACAUAAACGAGAUGGUUUUUAGCUCAUAAAUGUUCCAAAGCCUCAUUGUGGACCUUUUAGAAAUCGUCAUUUUAGGCAAUUUCCUCUUCUUUCCUCUAGCCUCGGUUGACAUAAUCCUAGACAUGAAAAGGGUGCAGGAAAGGCACAAGCUCGAGCUAUACCUUGAUGACUAGACCCUGUCAUUCCCUGCCAGCACGGAGAAAGUGACGCUCAUGGUGGAACCACUUGACAAGGGUACCCAACUCCACCUAGACACCUUGGUCAGCCAACCCUACAAAGGUGAAAUAUAUUUCAAAUUGUUCCAACUUGAGUUAGGCAAAGUUAAGGCAAUCGAUGGAUGACAAGCGGUAAAGCUCCAAUUGUGUAUUUUAUAAGUCUUCAUUGACAUUAUUGACCUUCCCCCAUGUAGUGACCAGGAGCACUACAUCAUUGUAAAAUAGAAAAGCCAAACUAUUCACACUUGUCCCUUUCACUACCCUCACUUUUAAAAAAUGAGUUAGAGAAGUAGGUGGCAGCAAUGUUGGUAAUUCUAGACGUCUGUGGACAAGCUCAUUGACGAGCUGCAUGGAGCCACGGUGUUCUUAAAGCUAGACAUGUUUUCUUAUUACCAUCAAAUUUAUUACGUGUAGAGGAUGUGCCCAAGAUGGCAUUCUAGACACAUCAUAGAUAUUACAAGUUCCUCGUAAUGCCCUUCGGCUUAUCCAGCACCUUAGUGACCUUCCAGGCCAUGAUGAACUUCAUCUUCACACAUUUUUUACGAAGAUUCAUGCUGUUCUUCAACGACAGUGUCGUCUACAGUUGGACUAAUAACGAACACAAGAGCCAUCUUCUCAAAGUAUUUCUCAUCCUUCUUGAGCAUUAAUUCCACAUUCACCCCAAGAAGUGUAUGUUCAAUUAGAUAAGGAUCAGGUACCAAGGUCACUAGAUCUCUAACGUGAUUUAGUUGUUGUAUAGUAAAUCACGUAAAUUUAAAAUUUAUAAAACUAGAAAAUAUAAUUUUCAGAUAUUUAGAAGUAUUUUUGAACAAAUAUAUUAAUUAUAAUUCAAUAAAACUUCCAUAAAUAGUGAUAAUUUUCUAAGUCGAUCACAGAGAUAUAAUAUAAUAUUAAGUAAUUAUUUAGAAUUUUCCUCAAAUAAUACUAUUUUCUAUGAAUUUUACAUUAGGAAAUGAAAAUAAAUUAUAUUUAAAAUUCACAAAAAAGAAAAAUAAGGGUGCGGAUGUCAGGAUGAUGUCAGCGCCCGACGAACACGAAUCAGGCGAAAAUAGAGUUCUAUCUAGCAGUAAUUACAUAAGUGAUUACAUACGAUUUAAUUGAUCAAAUUAAGAUCUAUAAAAGCUAAAAGAAUCAUAAUUGAAUUAAGUAUAUCUUGAUAAAUUUAAAUCACACAAAUUAUCACUAAAUGAAGUGAAAAUUAAGUUAAAAGUAGGAAAAUAGAGUUCCGACAUUGAGGUGACGAUGCGUCAAUGAUGCACUAAAAUUUUGAACGUUCGGGUGGAUUGUCGUGUAGUGUCCACGGCCUUGAAGGCUCUCCUUAGACAAGGACUACAUGGGCAAUCUCUAGAUCUCCUUGCGAAGUCUAGAGAUCAAUGAAAUGGGUCGUUGAAUCAUCUUUGAUGGCUGUCACCCGGCAGAGCAGAAAAAUGACAAUUUUGCAGCUCUUCGGUGGCUGUCACCUAUCAGAGAGGAGCUGGAUGGAGGUGGGGCACGUGUCAGGGAGCUUCAUCCUCAGGUCCGCACAGCAAGAGGAGGCUCUUCAUCGCAUCCGAUAUGCUAUCAAGAGAUGGCAACUCAUCUCUCAGCGGAUUGUCUUCUUCCCGACAAUGGCUUGUUCGUCGAUCAAUCAGAGAUGCUUUACUCGAUGGAUUCACGAUCCUUUUAUCGCGAAUCGUUUAGUAAUUUUAGUAACAAUGCUUCGCGAAUCAUGUUGACGAGAUUUUCGCCGAUGAUCUAGCGAUUUUGGCGGCUUAAUCCUUCACCGACGAUAUGCAAGAAAGUCACGAUAAUCAGAUAAAAAAUAUGAGUUUUGGUUCUAGGAGGAUUCGAACUCACGCCGAUUGCUCGCCUACGUGAGAGAGAUUGAUAUAAGUACUCUAAUGCUCUUAUAAAAUGAUGUCAUCAUGGUAUAUCUCUAUUAUAAAUAAUGGGUAUUGUAGGUAUUAAAAUCAUCAAAGCCUUCUAGGGAAGGUGUGAUGCAGGUUUAGUCCCACAUACUUGUGUGUUGAAGUUUUGGAUGAAUAUAUAGUAAUAUUAUACUUGCAAGUAAGUCCCUGACGUGACUCAGUCAUUGUAUAUUAAAUCACGCAAAUAUAAAAUUUAUAAAACUAGAAAAUACGAAUUUUCAGAUAUUUAGAAGUAUUUUUGAAUAAAUAUAUCACUUAUAAUUCAAUAAAACUUCCAAAAAUAGCGAUAAUUUUCCAGGUCGAUCACAGGGAUGUAAUAUAAUAUCUGGUAAUUAUUCCAAAUUUUUCUCAAUGAAUACGAUUUUCUAUGAAUUUUAUACUAGGAAAUGAAAAGGAAAUAUAUUUAAAAUUCACGAAAAAGAAGGAAAUAAGGGUGCGGACGUCAAGAUGACGUUAGCGCCCAGCAAACGCGAAUUGGGCAGAAAUAGAGUUCCGCCCGAUGAUUCUUACGAAAGCGAUUACAGACAAUUUAGUUAAUCAAAUUAAGAUCUGUAAAAGCCGGAAGAAUCGUAAUAGAACAAAGUAUAUUUUGGUAAAUUAAAAUCACAAAAAGUAUCACUAAAUGAAGCGUAAAGUAAGUUUGAAAGCAGGAAAAUAGAGUUCCGGCGUCGCGACGGUGAUGCGUCGGCGAUGCACCGGAAUCCUGAGCGUUUGGGAGGAUCGUCGUGCAGUGUCCACGGCCUCGAAGGCUCUCCUUGGACAAAGACGACGUGGGCAAUCUCUAGAUCUUCUCGUGAAGUCUAGAAAUUAAUGAAAUGGGUCGCCGAGUCGUCUCUGGCGGCUGUCACCCGGCAGAGCGGAAAAACGGCGACUUUGCGGCUCUCCGGCGGCUAUCACCCGACGGAGAGGAGCUGGAUGGAGGUGGGGCACGUGUCAGGGAGCUUCAUCCUCAGGUCCGCGUAGCAGGAGGAGGCUCUUCAUCGCAUUUGGUACGCUCUCAAGAGGUGGCGACUCGUCUCCCGGCGGAUCGUCCUCUUCCCGACGACGGCUUGUUCGUCGAUCAAUCGGAGAUAAUUUACUCGAUGGAUUCGCGAUCCUUUUAUCGCGAAUCGUUCAGCAAUUUUAGUAGCAAUGCUCCGCGAAUCGCGUUGACGAGAUUUUUGCCGAUGAUCUAGCGAUUCUGGUUGCUUAAUCCUUCACCGGCAAUCUGCAGGAAAGUCGUGAUAAUCAGAUAAAAAAUAUAUGAAUUUUGACUCUGGGAGGAUUCAAACCCGCGUCGGUUGUCCGCCCCUUUUGAGGAAGGUGUGACGCGGGUUUAGUCCUACAUCGGUUGUGCGCCGAUUUUUUAGGCGAAUAUAUAGUAAUGUUAGCUUUCUAAGCAAAGUCCCUUCUCUCGCGUGUACGACCACUCCUUGCCCCACAGCCGGCUGGCCACCGGUGACGUGGAAGGGGAGUGGCGCACACAUGCCCCUAUCGGUCCAAGCCGCUCGAGCCCCUGCUCGCGGCUACUCCCCGACUGAGCUUCCGACCUACUUGCGGGCCCGGCUGGCCGGCGGGUCCCCCCCCCCCCAUUUUGCAAUAUUUUAGUUUUAUUUCUUUUUCUUCAUUUAUCUCAAAAGUAAGACUGCAAAAAUCAUAUAAAUUCGUAUAAAAUCACAUAAUUACCUAAAAAAUCACAUUAAUCAACUGAAAACCACUUUUCACACUUUAACACAAAUAUAAGUCUAUUUAUCACAAGUUAAGGCUAAAACUAUAUUAUUUACUAAUUAUUAACUCAUGAUAAUGAAGACUUAUCAGUCCCUUUCUCUCGCGUGUACGACCACUCCUUGUCCCACAACUGGCUGGCCACCGGUGAUGUGAAAGGGGAGUGGCGCAGACGUGCCCCUACUAGUCUUAGCCGCUCGAGCCCCUACUCGUGACUCCUCCCCAAUUGCGCUUCCGACCCACUUGUGGCCCCAAUUGGCCGGCGGGUACCCCCUAUUUUGCUAUAUUUUUAUUUUUAUUUCUUUUUUUUCAUUUAUCUCAAAAGUAAGACUGUUAAAAUCAUAUAAAUUCGUAUAUAAUCACAUAAUUAGCCUACAAAUCAUGUUAAUCAAUUGAAAACCACUUUUCACACUUUAACACAAAUAUAAGUAUAUUUAUCAUGAGUUAAGGCUAAAACUAUAUUAUUUACUAAUUAUUGACUCAUGAUAAUGAAGACUUAUCAAUCUCUAUAGAUGAUGUCACUAUCAACCUAGAGAAGAUUGUUACAGUUCACUAGUGGUCAUCACCCAUGAUGUUUUACAACCUUUAAAGAUUCUUGGGUUCCUCUAGUAUUACUAACUUUUUGUCUACAACUUCGGAAAAAUUUCUUGGCCACUGACAUAAUAGCUGAAGAAGAAGGCAUUCUGCUCCUAAUGGUCGAUGAAACCUUUUAACAGCUCAAACAGACCUUAACGAUAGUUAGCACUGUCAGACUUCUCUACCACAUUUAAGCCUUUCAAUGGUUUGAGUUAGAUGCCUCUAGACAUGGCAUAGGAGUGGUUCUCAUGCAACAUUGAAGACCAAUGGCAUUCUUCAGUUGGGCAUUGGCACCAACCCACCACCAAAAGCCCACUUAGGAGCGUGCGCUCACUGUCAUUGUCUUAACCACCCUCAAGUGACAGCAUUACCUUCUUGGUCACAUGUUCUAGAUUUACACAUACUAGUAGAGUUGAAAGAUUUUUCUAGAGCAACAACAGGUCCUUUCAAAUUAUUAGAAGUGGUUGGUGAAGAUUAUCUUGUUUGACUUCUAAAUAUGCUUCAAAUUAGGCCAUGAGAAUUGUGUGGCGGAUGUCUUGUCAUGUACCCCCCAAUAGGUAUGGCUUUAGACACUAGCCCUCUUCUGCCUAGAGCUGUUCAACCUCAUGGAGAUUGCCCAAGAGAAUCAAGUUGA